This is a messenger RNA of Penicillium paradoxum, 1497 nucleotides long. Its product is annotated as F-box protein. Bases 1 to 1497 code for a protein of 498 amino acids. Lineage: Eukaryota; Fungi; Ascomycota; Eurotiomycetes; Eurotiales; Aspergillaceae. The record is from RefSeq and is a predicted model, not a curated record. Gene Ontology annotation, molecular function: protein binding. The transcript has a single exon.
AUGACUAGUCCGCAAGAGAGCCAUGACUUGGCAUUUCUACCUCACGAACUCUUCUGGAUGAUCCUGGUCUAUCUUGAUCCAACCGAAUUAGUCCGCUGUCGUCGCGUCUCACGUGCCUGGAACCAAGCUUUUAGUAACCCUGUCAUUCUACUGCCGCUUCUGAAGAAACAGUUCCCAUGGACAAAAGAAGUGGAAGAUCUGGGAUCGGAAGAUGUACUCCAAGAUAAAACCCAUGGCCGUCGUCUUUUUGACCAGGUCGCUUCACGAUACAGUCACUUAAAACGAGGCAAGCCCCGCUCGAUCCAGAAGUACCGCCUCUGCGAUGACUUUGGAAGCUCUGGAGACCGCGAAUGGUACCAAGUACAGCCAUGGGAGUCACACGCCAGUCAUGUGAGGCGCUUCGUUGAUCGUCAAUUCGCCGAGGCUCUAUGGACUGUCGAGGACGGGCUACUGGUCUACCCCAGCGCCGAGCAUCAAUGUCUCGUACUGAUGGAUUUAGAAACAGACCGGCAAUUUAUGGUGCCAAUUAUCAUCAACGGCAAGGUUGUUCGUCGGGUACGGCUACAGAAGCGCUUGCUCGUUGUUGAGUGGGCUGAACCAAAGGCCUUUCACUGGCUGAAUGACAGCGACGGUGUGCAUCGCCACUUUGCGUCCUCGUUUGAUGUAACCAGGAGUGACAACGAGGGCUGGAAUAUUAUACCGCGCAAUGAAUGGAAAAUCAUGUUCUUGGGACAUCCGCUGAGCGAGCGGGAUCGAUUCUUCUCCUCGCAUAGCAACACGCACUAUGUGAUUUAUAUCUGGCAACCCAAUCGCAGCUUGUACACUGCAGAUGAAGAUGCGCCUAUCGAGUCCCUGUUUGUCUGGGAUAUAUCAAAGACCUCAUCUUAUCGACCUUCAUUGGACCCCACGGGACGUCUGAGAGAGGACUCGCCCGAUGACUCCCCGUCAAUCGUGUCAAGGUUCGGAUUCCGAGACCUGGAAUUCUUUGAUAUCCGACAACGAGGCUGUCCAAGUAUCCAACGAUUGGAGGUCACAGACGAUGCCCAAGCGGUCGAAAUCACAGAGAAUAUUUGCAUCCGGCCGGAAGACCAACCACCCGAGCCCUUUGGGUUUCCUGAGCCCAUUAUUACAAGCAUACCCCUGGCUGGAAAUGGACCCCAUUGGCGCCGGGAAUGCAAUGAUAUUCUACCGCCCUACCGUGGUAACUGUAGCUUACAGGCGGAAAGUAUGAGCUUCGAUGGGUUCAUGGUGGACCCUUGGUUUGGGGUCAUUGCCCAGCUGACGAUACUCCAACCAAAUUUUGGUUUUUGUCUUCACUUCGAUCCUAUCAAUUGGAUUGGAAAUCAACGUAUUGAAUUGACUAUCCAAACACCAUGCUCAAGCGUCACUCGUGUCAAUUUGGAUUUUAUCGGCCGAGGAAAGCUCGCUGGCUGUGAGAGGUACAUUGUGGGUGAGAACUGCAAUCGGGAGCUAGUAAUUUACCGCUUUGAUAGAUGA